AGAGGAUUUAUCUUCAGUAACUAUACCGAUUUUUUGUGUAUUGGCAAGUCAGUUACAUCUUCGAAAUCUAAGAGAACGCUUUAACAUUUGACUUGGAGACUCGACUGCCAAACCUGUAAUCAUGUCUGAGAGGAAGGCCGUCAUCAAGAAUGCCGACAUGUCAGAAGAGAUGCAGCAGGAUGCUGUAGACUGCGCGACCCAGGCCCUUGAGAAGUACAACAUUGAGAAGGACAUUGCCGCCUUCAUCAAGAAGGAAUUUGACAAAAAGUACAACCCAACCUGGCACGCAAUUGUUGGCCGAAACUUCGGCAGCUACGUCACCCACGAGACCAAGCAUUUCAUCUAUUUCUACCUGGGACAAGUCGCUAUCCUGCUUUUCAAGUCUGGUUGAAGAAUGAACUUUCUAUGGUGCUCCAAAGUUACAUUUUUAUGGUGCUCCAUACUUGCCAGAAACCAGAACUUUUUAUACCACUGCCAGUUAUAAAGCAUUUUUAAAGCAGCAUUACUUAACAAUCAGUCUAGUCGGUAAUGUCUUGCAGGAUUCCACUAGUCAAAAUUUUGAUACUGGCAUUUAUUUGAUUUUGCCAAUGGACACUAGGCACAACAGACUUGUAAUCUUGUGGAGAAAAAUUGGAUCUGAUUUUCAUCAUGAAUUCACACAACCGCUAAAAAACCAUUAUGAUUUAUACAUGAUUGUGAUAUUUCUGUUUAUUUAUUGUUUUGUAUUAAAGACCAAUAAAAGAAACUAAAAUUUGUAAAA
Molecule: messenger RNA, 760 nt
Organism: Mya arenaria
Lineage: Eukaryota; Metazoa; Mollusca; Bivalvia; Myida; Myidae
Product: dynein light chain 2, cytoplasmic
Exons: 2
Coding region: 122-391 (89 amino acids)
Biological process (GO): microtubule-based process; cilium assembly
Cellular component (GO): cytoplasmic dynein complex
Molecular function (GO): dynein light intermediate chain binding; dynein intermediate chain binding
Source: RefSeq, a predicted model, not a curated record